Hippoglossus stenolepis (Pacific halibut) is the source of this 1394-nucleotide messenger RNA. It is a transcript of the gene igflr1, whose product is annotated as IGF-like family receptor 1. The record is from RefSeq and is a predicted model, not a curated record. The transcript has 7 exons. Lineage: Eukaryota; Metazoa; Chordata; Actinopteri; Pleuronectiformes; Pleuronectidae. Bases 183 to 1085 code for a protein of 300 amino acids. Gene Ontology annotation, molecular function: protein binding.
AAGUUGACGAUGCAGGUGACAUUUCAACAUUUCGCAGCGCUUGUUAAAACCCUUCCGCGGUUCGUCCGACUUCACAUCAUGUGUGUGUGGAGCUGGAGGCGCCACGUAGAGAGAACAGGUGUUUUAGUCAUUGAGAUUAUAUCCAAUUUAGAUAUACACACGUUCAGAUCAGAGCUCAGGAGAUGGGGUACUCAGAAAAAUGCCACGACCUAACUUACUAUGACAGGACUACUGCAACAUGUGUGCCGUGUGAAUUCAAACCAGGGCAUGCAGUCAAUCCUAACUGUGGCCGUGAUGACGCCGGAGGAAGGCACGAUGUACGGCACAGAAAAUGCGAGGACAACUUUUUCAAUGACGGCAGCAGAGCUCGGUGUGUACCGUGCACUUCAUGUCCGCCUGGAAGUAACGUUAUCAAGACCUGUAACUCAACUACUGACACGGAGUGUGAAAAGCCGAGAGGCUUGACCACAGAGGUUCCUGUCAAAAAUCAAACAAUCCAACACACUACGUUUACACCAACAGGGAGAGCUCUUACAACUACCUUCAACCCAACUCCAGCAGCUUCUAGUUCGGUUGUAAUAUGGGCAGUGCCAUUAACCAUCCUGAUUUGCAUCACGCUCUUGUUGAUAUCUGCUUACAUCAUCUACAUGAAGCGAAACCAAGGUCGACGCCCAGUACUGCAUUUCAGCAAAAGGUCUUCAUUGGCUAAAGAAGGAUUCGCUCCCCUCUCUGCUCCGGCCUGCAACAACGACGUUCUCAGUCCUGACAUCCUGGCAGCACCUUUACAGACAGUGCUGAACAACCUGGAUGUUUUGGAGGAGUUGGUGAUUUUGUUAGAUCCGGAGAGUCGAUUAGUGAAAAACACCAAGCACCUAGCAUCGCAGUGCUCCUUCCCCUCCACCUGGAUCACUUACACCUACUCCAUGAAGGACAGCCAGAGCCCCCUGAAGGCCGUGCUGGAGCGGGUCACCAGCAGCAACCCUGACUGGACAGUGGGACACCUGGCCAAGCUGCUCAGUCAAAUGGAGCGCAAUGAUGCAAUCGCCGUUCUCGCCCAACUCGAACUGCCCGAUUCACCCGUGUAGUCUUCCUGCACUGGUGACUUCAGAGAUGCAGCCUGCAAAAAUGUAAUCAUUCCUGUGAGAUGAACACUUUUAAAUGUUAACUUCUAACUCAAAGAGACAAUGGAAAAGGUGAGGUACAACUCCGGUUCUGACCACAUUUGAUUUUGUCCUGAGUGAGUGAGAAAUGUCAAAUGGCUCAGAUGGGCAGCGUCGAUACAAAGAUACUGCCAUGUCUGAUUAGCUGCCGCUUUUGUCCACAGGUGCCUUCUCUCUGCAAGCUGAGCUGAUGACUAGGACUUUGUUUUGAAACUAUAAAUUCAUGACAAGUUU